AUGUUAAACCUUCGCGGUAAAUGGCUCGUCUACCUGAUCACGGUGGUCAGUUCGACGGGUUUCUGUCUGUUCGGCUACGACAAUGGCUUGAUGGGCCAGAUCAUCUCGGAGCCCAACUUCCUCGACAUCAUCGGUAACCCCAAUGCGGCCGUUCAGGGCUUCGUGGUCUCCUCGUACGAUAUCGGAUGCAUGCUGGGCGCCCUGGCCGCGGUGCUGGUCAGCGAGCAGAUUGGCCGUCGCCGCACCAUCAUGCUCGCCUGUGCUGUACAUCUGGUCGGCGACGUCAUCAACGCGUCCUCGUUCUCGCUCGCGCAGGUCCUAGUGUCUCGGAUCAUUCUGGGUGUCGGUCUCGGUCUAUUCACCAGUGCCUCGCCCGUCUGGCUGGCUGAAACGGCCACCGCGGAGAUGCGAGCCGUCAUGGUGGCCGUUCAGCUGACGUGUCUGAUCAUCGGCACAAACCUGGCCUACUGGGUGGAUUAUGGUCUGGGGUUCCUGAAUAAUGAGAUCAGCUGGCGGGUCCCGUUUGCCCUGCAGGCGGUUUAUCCGAUUGUCGCCUUGGGCUUCACGCUGUUCCUUCCCGAGUCCCCGCGCUGGCUCGCAGCUCACGGCCACACCGAUGCGGCCAUUACCGCGCUGUCUGCGCUGCGUGACCUACCAGAGGACCAUGAACUGGUCCUAGCAGAAAUGCAGGACAUCAACUCUGCGAUCGAGCUUGAGACCGACGGCUCUUCCUGGACUGCCCUCUUCAAGCAAGGCCCGAGCAAGGUGCGCACGCGGGUCAUUGUCGCCUGUGCCGCGCAGUCGAUGCAAUCCUACUGCGGGAUCAACUUUGUGGAAUAUUAUUUCCCCUUCAUCCUGAAAAACUCGGUCGGCCUGAGCACCAACACGGGAAAUCUCGUUUCCGGGUGCUCGCAGAUCUGGUUCCUGCUGUCCUCUUUUCUGACCUGGUUCAUCAUCAACCGACUGGGGCGCCGACGGCUGUUCUAUUUGGGGAACAUCGGCAUGGGUUCCUGCAUGAUAGCCGUCUGCAUCACGCUGUGGAAAGAUACCAAACCCUCCGACACGGCAACCGUGGUGUUCUUCUUCCUUUAUCUGUCCUUCUUCACCUGGGGCUGGAUGUCGAACAUGUGGACGUACCCGGCCGAGAUCCUGCCCCUCCAUGUCCGCAGCAAGGCACUAGCCCUGUCCGUCUUCUUCCUUUGGGCGAACCAGUUCUGGACCGUCGAGAUCGCCCCGGUUUCCAUCGACAAUAUCGGCUGGCGCACGUAUAUCAUCUGGGCGGUCCUCAACUUCGCCUCCUGCAUCAUCGUGUAUCUGUAUUUCCCCGAGACCUCGUCUCUUACCCUCGAGUCGGUUGAUUUCCUGUUCUCUUCCUCUAAGGAUAUUAGAGAGGUCGUCGCGAAAAGUGAAAACCUGUGGGCCAACUCCAUCCGCCUCGAGGUUGGAGCUGCUGCUGCUGCUGCCACUGCGGGAGAUGUUCAGGAGAAGGCGAUCGAGGGGGGUGCUGGACAGUCAUCUCACUUGGAGGAUGCCUAG
This is a messenger RNA of Penicilliopsis zonata CBS 506.65, 1536 nucleotides long. RefSeq lists its product as hypothetical. Bases 1 to 1536 code for a protein of 511 amino acids. Gene Ontology annotation, molecular function: carbohydrate:proton symporter activity. Gene Ontology annotation, biological process: transmembrane transport; carbohydrate transport. Lineage: Eukaryota; Fungi; Ascomycota; Eurotiomycetes; Eurotiales; Aspergillaceae. The transcript has a single exon. Gene Ontology annotation, cellular component: membrane. The record is from RefSeq and is a predicted model, not a curated record.